AUGGUUUACCAAAUUAGUACAUCUAUAACAAUUAGUUCUGACGAUGACGAACAGGAUUUUGAUAAUGUACAAGGUUCUAAUAACGAUCAAGUUUCUAAUAAUAAACAGGGUUUUGGCAAUGAAAAGAAUUCUGAUAAUGAAUGGGAUUCUGAUUCUUUAACCGAAAUUACUCAAGAUCCAGAGAAUCCAUUUACUAAGUUUGAUAAACAAAUUAUUCCGAAUACUGAAGAAAUUCCAGAAAAUACUGAAGAGAUCGGAAAGCCACGAUUAACCAAAUUGGGUAAAUCAAAUGCGGAAAUCAUGGCAAAGGUCAAAUAUCAUCUUGAAUUUGAGGAAUAUCCAGAAACUUCUGAUGAUGGAGUUGCCUGUAUCUAUAAUGUAGCCAGCAUGGACCCUGAAAAAGCACUUGAAAUUUUUGAUCUUAAGAAUAUACAAUAUUCAUACAAAGAAGGAACUGCUCGUGAAAGUGUCUAUUGCCCUUUUUUAAAAACGAAAGUUUAUAAAGAGACGCGAGCUUGCUAUAGUAUUAAAAUAUGUCAAUUUGCUGCGUCUGAACUAGUAACAAUGACACAUACAUCUGUGAACUUUGAUGAUAACCUUUUCAAAAAGAUAUUUGAUGCAAAUGAAUUGUCUUUAGAUACAAAUACUUUAAA
Racocetra persica is the source of this 653-nucleotide messenger RNA. The record is from the annotation of a GenBank genome assembly. NCBI's taxonomy places the organism in Eukaryota, Fungi, Glomeromycota, Glomeromycetes, Diversisporales, Gigasporaceae.